AUGUCAGCCAUAGAGACGAAUACAGGAGUUGAAAAAGCAGAGGCUCCACAUCAGCUCAGCAGCGCAAUUCCUGAAGCCAUCUCCUCCUACCUACUCGGGGUUCAAAUCGAAGUUUUCAAGGACUCCCUGAACACUUAUGGACGGGAAGCUAUGAAGCCGUGGUUGUGGCAACAUCCUGCAGAGGCUGAACCGCCAGCGGUGGCUAACUGGACAACUUACAAUAUUCUCCCUCUGUUUCAAUUCUACAUCACCAAAUUACUAAUUUAUCUUCAACUUUCCCAGUUCGGCCCCUUUUGA
This is a messenger RNA of Echinococcus granulosus, 297 nucleotides long. RefSeq lists its product as hypothetical. The coding region runs from base 1 to 297 and encodes 98 amino acids. Lineage: Eukaryota; Metazoa; Platyhelminthes; Cestoda; Cyclophyllidea; Taeniidae. The transcript has 2 exons. The record is from RefSeq and is a predicted model, not a curated record.